This is a messenger RNA of Exophiala dermatitidis NIH/UT8656, 3033 nucleotides long. RefSeq names its product 6-phosphofructo-2-kinase. Gene Ontology annotation, biological process: fructose 2,6-bisphosphate metabolic process; fructose metabolic process. The transcript is spliced from 3 exons. Gene Ontology annotation, molecular function: 6-phosphofructo-2-kinase activity; ATP binding. The record is from RefSeq and is a predicted model, not a curated record. Gene Ontology annotation, cellular component: cytosol. The coding region runs from base 212 to 2359 and encodes 715 amino acids. Lineage: Eukaryota; Fungi; Ascomycota; Eurotiomycetes; Chaetothyriales; Herpotrichiellaceae.
CCUGCAGUGGUGGUGGUAGUAGACGUAUCGCCGCUCCACCCAAAUCAAUCUCAUCUCCACUGGCACUGUAAUGUAGCGUCCCAUUCCACUGCAUCCGACCCCAUUUGCAUAUGACUCUGACUCUUUUUUCCUCUACCAGAAUUUCUCUGCAUUCGUUGCAACAACAAUCAUACCACGCUGCACCCCAAACCUGUGCCUAUCUGGGUGCUGAAUGCCUCAGUUAGAAGGAUCCCGGCAGCCGUCGCCGUCGGAGAAUCCUGGUCCUGCCUUGAAUGCGGCCUUGUUCAGCCGUCGCGUCAGCGAACAAUAUUCUGAUCUCGCUCGCACCGCCAUCAUGACGAACGCCUCCUCCUCUCCGAACCCUGAAGCCCAACAGUCGAUGAACAAUGUCGCAACCUCAAAUCAGCCAGGACUCAUGCCGCCUCCCAAGACCCCCUUUGGCAGGGCUUCCUCCAAUCUUGGCCCCAGCAAAGCGCAGCCGCAACCGCAACCGCAGCCUGCGAACAAUACCGCCAUGGGAAUUGCCCUGACCGACACUCCUGCGCCCAGCGCGCCCGGCAGUCCUCAAAUACAUGCCCGUGGAAGCGCCAAUGCUUCUGGCACCGCAACUCCCAAGAUCCGCGCCACCACCCUCGACAUUCCCGGUCUUACGCGCUCCAAAGUCUCCCCCGACGGUCGCAUCUCGGAAAGAGAUGUUGGUGCCAAACUCAUCAUCAUCAUGGUGGGCUUGCCGGCGCGAGGAAAGAGUUACAUCACCAAGAAGGUGGCCCGCUAUUUGAAUUGGUUGCAGCAUCCUACCCGAAUCUUCAAUGUGGGCGACCGUCGCCGAGUGGCUGCCGGUGUAGGUCCAAAUCUCCCAGACAGAACAGACGCUGCUCUCCGAGAGUCCAUCCGCCGCAUGAGCUCCAACACCACCACCGAACAUUCUCACGUCGCUGAUCAAGGCGACUUCUUGCCUCCGCCUGCCAUCAAGACCGAAAUCCGCGUCAAUGGCGAAGUCACCUCUCCAACGCCCCUCAGUCCGCCACCCACGAAUGCCUCGACCGAGUCUGGGAAGAACGGUGAUCCUAUCCUGCUGCCAGCGCCGGAACCAAUCGACCAAUCUGCCCGGUUCUUCGACCCUGAAAACACCCGUGCGAAACAGCUCCGGGAGCAGGUGGCUCAUCAGGCAUUGGACGAACUCCUGAAGUACGUCUUGGAAGAUGGCGGCUCCGUUGGCAUCUUGGACGCGACGAAUCACACUCAAGAGCGACGCAUGUCUCUUAUUCAACACAUCCGGCAACGCGACGAGAACAUCAACGUCUUGUUUCUGGAGUCACGCUGUCAGGAUCAAAACCUUCUGGAAGCCAACAUGCGCCUCAAACUGUCUGGUCCUGACUACCGCGGCAAGGACCCGGUUGUGGCUCUGCAAGAUUUCCAAGAGCGGGUACGGCAGUACGAAAAGUCGUACCAGAAACUAGACGAAUUCGAAGAAGAACACGACAUGCCAUACUGUUCCAUGGUUGAUGUAGGACGGAAGAUGGUCAGUUUCCAGGUCAAGGGAUUUCUCUCCAUUCAAACCGUCACAUACUUGAUGAAUUUCAACCUGGCCCCGCGUCAAAUCUGGAUCACCCGUCACGGCGAGUCCAUGGACAACGUCAACGGCAAGAUUGGCGGCGACAGUUCCUUGAGUCCUAACGGCGUCCGAUAUGCCCGGGCGCUGAGCAAGUUCAUGGAAGAGCAGUGGAAGGCUUGGGAGGCGAACCAUGCUGAGAAGAAGGCCAACACGCAUUUCCCGCCACGUCCCGGUGAUACCACCCCGCCCAACCCAGCCUACACGGCGCAAACACUACACGAACGAAAUUUCUGCGUUUGGACGAGCAUGCUGAAACGCAGUAUCGAGACCAGUCAGUUUUUCGAUGAGGAUGAAUUCGACAUCAAACAGAUGCGCAUGUUGGACGAACUGAACGCCGGAGUCAUGGAGGGAAUGACCUACAAGGAGAUCCGGGAGAAGUUCCACCACGAAUACGAGCUCCGCAAGCGAGAUAAGCUGCACUACCGCUACCCAGGCCCCGGCGGUGAAGGGUAUCUCGACAUCAUCAACCGCCUGGGCAAAGUCAUCUUGGAAAUCGAGCGCAUGACGGACCAUGUUUUGAUCAUCGGGCACCGCAGCAUCUGUCGGGUGCUGCUUGCAUACUUUAUGGGCCUCGCCCAGGAAGACAUCAGCGACUUGGAUGUGCCAUUGGGGGUGGUCUAUUCGCUCGAACCUCGACCGUACGGGGUUGAUUUCAAGGCGUAUCGAUGGGAUCCAGUCAAGGAUGAGUUUCGAUACGAACCUGAUUAUCAGAUGAGGCGAGCCACCGACCCACAAGCCGCCUGAUGGCAUAUCUCCUCCACCAACACAUGAUACCCUUGCAUUCUCUGGUGUUGAAGGCUUUGCCCUCGGGCGGGCUUGUGUAUAUUAACUUUAUGGACAUAAUGCUUCACGUCCAGCUUGUUUUCAAAUCGAUCAUGUCUUCAUAUUGGCGUUCUUGGCAACUGGACUAAUACCCUUGGAUUUGGCAGACAAGAUAGUUGCUGGCAUCAACGUCCCGAUGGCGUGUUCCGCAUCAACUCGUGGGUGGAUUGGUGACUAUUAUGCUGUGGUUGGAAAGAUUUCUCGGCAGCAUUGCGGCGAAUGCUAAUGGACAAUGAGCGUGGCGUCAUGGGUUGUCUUCUAUGUACACGACGGCACGGGUGACCACCGUGCUGGAUGGAUAGACAUGGAAGAUUGGAUUUUAUUUUGCGGGAAGACGGUCAUGGCAGCGUUGUAUGGAGUACGGACAGAUCGGCUUACGACUGAAGACUUUUCCGCGGGAGGGAACUUCUUUUGGCCUUGAUAACCGACAAGACAACAUGGUGUUGUGUCAAUGAUGCAGCUCGACGAAGGGGAAGUGGUCGGUAUUGGCCAAACCCCGUGAUGUACAAUAAUUCACAGUGCUAUUGUCACUCUAAUGAUACCAUCUGUCCACUGCAGUUUACUAGGUAGUAAAUGUGUGCUUGAUAUCAGCCUCG